AUGGAGGGCAGCUGGAGAGGCAUCCUAGCCAUGCUGGUUGUCCUGAUUGGGCUGGCAGCUUCUGGAUCCAGUUAUCAAAUCAUAGACGGUCCCAAGAAUGCAACGGUCCUUCAAGGCUCAGAGGCCCGCUUCAACUGCACGGUGUCCCCAGGCUGGAAGCUCAUUAUGUGGACUCUUAAGGACAUCGUGGUCCUGAGCGUCACACCCCAAGAGUCCAUUGUCACCAACAACCGCUUCACCGCCGAGAGCUAUGACCUGGAUGGCAACUUUGUCUCUGAGAUGCUUAUUCACGACGUGCAGCUCAGCGACGAGGGGCUGAUUAUAUGCAGCCUGCAGAACAGCGACCUGACCAGAUCUGCCUACCUUUCCGUCCAAGUUAUGGGAACACUGCACAUCCCCAGUGACAGCCUCCUAGUCAUUGAGGAUGAACCCUGUAAUGUUACUUGCCAAGCACUGGGCUGGACCCCGCUCCCAGAUAUUACCUGGACGGUUGAUGUCCCAGUCAGCCAUUCUGGCUAUUUUUCCUCUCUGGAGCCUGGUGAUGGUCACAGUGCAGUGAGCGUCCUGACACUCACACCACAGGGCAAUGGGACGCUGACUUGUGUGGCUGACCUACGGAGCCUGCAGGCCAGCACGUCUGUGACUGUGAACCUGACUGUGGUCCAGCAUCUGCCCGACAGCAUUGACAGGUCAGAUGCAGCACUGCCUACCUGGGCCAUAAUUCUGCUUGCAGUGUCAUUUUCAUUGCUUUUGAUCCUGAUAAUUGUUCUGAUUAUAAUAUUCUGCUGCUGUUGUGUCUCCGGGAAAAACCAACAAGAAUCUAGCUAUCAAAAUGAAGUAAGGAAAUCUGCAAAUGUGAAGACAGACAAAGGCGUUCUUGGAAAUGAAAACCAUGGAUACCACCCAGAUGAGCCCAAGCCUGCAAAGGCUGCUUCUCUUCCUCCUAAGUCCAACGUAUACAGCAUCCCGGAGCAACGGAGUAGGAGUCGUCCUUUUCAGGAACCUGCUAAACAUCAGCCUAACCCGGGGAGUCGCCCACAGGUCUCUUUUAGUAUUGCCAGUCCUCAGAAGGUCAGGAAUGUAACUAUAGUAUAG
This is a messenger RNA of Castor canadensis (American beaver), 1095 nucleotides long. It is a transcript of the gene Igsf5, whose product is annotated as immunoglobulin superfamily member 5. Gene Ontology annotation, cellular component: cell surface; bicellular tight junction. Lineage: Eukaryota; Metazoa; Chordata; Mammalia; Rodentia; Castoridae. Gene Ontology annotation, biological process: cell-cell adhesion. The record is from RefSeq and is a predicted model, not a curated record.